Messenger RNA from Protopolystoma xenopodis, 237 nucleotides. NCBI's taxonomy places the organism in Eukaryota, Metazoa, Platyhelminthes, Monogenea, Polystomatidea, Polystomatidae. The record is from the annotation of a GenBank genome assembly.
CCCUCAUCUUUUACACGAGAUUCUGUUUCAAUUGACAAGUACCCAACCGUGGGCGAGUACGAGAAACGCUUCUUGAACUCCGGUGGUUUUAUGGGUCCUGCUGGUGAUCUUCUUCAAAUGAUUAGCUACAAAUCGAUAAAAGAUGAUGAAGACGAUCAACUAUUCUACACACACAUAUUCCUUGACGAGAAGCUGCGGUCUACUUACAGCAGCAAGUUAUGUGUUUUCGUGGACUAA